AUGCGAAAACUCCGACAUGUACUCUCUUCGAGCAUUGCUUCUCUUGAAAUCCGUACAGAAAGAAAUGGAGAUAUUCUCGCUCAUCAUGAAUCCCGUGGAUCGUUCCAUCGGGGGUUGUUUCGAGAGAAGCAAUGCUCGAAGAAUUACCAUGUACAUCCUAGUGGAGGCUUUUUGGAGGCAAAUAAGCCUUUGGUGGAAUCUGAAUGUCCCCGACGAUCUGUAUCAGCAACUGCAACAUCCAUACCUACCACGACGAAUAUUGAAACAAGUAGUAGUAGGAUUGAAGAAACAAAUAAUCUCGUCAAAUCAUUUCAUGAAAUACCCGGACCAAAAGGAUUUCCUUUGAUUGGCAAUGGCAUCUCACUCGCUCGUCAUUCAAAAAACAUUAAUCAGUAUUUUGUGGAUUUGGUGCAGAACUAUGGUGAUAUGGUACGAUUGAAUGUGUUUGGAAAACGAAUGUUAAUAUUGGCCAAACCUGAGCUGCAUAUUGAGCUCGCUCGUGUAGAUGAGGGGAGAGCUCCUGCCUAUCCGCUGAGGCAAAUCAAGAUGGAGAAUGGAAUGAUUCUCACCCCUAUUGAAUUGGAGAGUCAUGAAGAUUGGCAACAAAUGAGAAAGUUAUACAAUGUUGCUUUAAAACCAGAUUUUCUUGAAAAUAUUUCAUUGCCACAAUUAACCGAAUUGAAUAGUUACUUUUUAAGGAAUCUAAUUACUGGACAUUUACGGAGUAUCAACGAAAAUGGAAAUUAUGAAAUAGUGAAUACUUGGAAAUUUAUUACACAGUACACCUUCAAUGCCGUAUUGAAGAUAUUCCUAGGGGAAAAGCUGGUUGGAGAAAAUUUGAAAAAACUGCCUUUUGAAUUUGAAGAUUUUGUUUCAGAUGUGAUGAAAAGUUUGGAUUUGGCAAUCAAAAUGUCAUUUCAGAUUCCUUUAUACAAAGUAAUGAAAACAAAGGACUAUACAGCCUUGAAAUAUUCCUACGAAACAAGUAUCAGCAGAGCUCAGACAUGCAUUCGACUAUUUGCGAGCCCAUCAUCUGUGAAACCUCGGCUUAAAGAAAUGGUUGAGGAGAAAGCAAAAGACAUGGAACGAAAAGAGGAAGCGGUUGCCAUUGUACUCGCUUCCUUCCUCAUGGCAGGUGUAGAUAUUACGGCUCGUGUCAUUUCCAUUCUCAUGUUCCGAAUUGCACACGAACCUGAAUAUCAAGAAAAGCUGUAUCAGGAGUGUUUAGAAGUUUUUGGAGAGCCAACGAUUGAUGAAAUUACUUCUGAGAAUGGUUUAAAUGUCACAUUUUCUCAUUUCAAGCAGUUGAAACUUGUAAAACAUUUUGUCAGCGAGAGUAUGAGACUGAAUCAUGUUGGAUAUGUGGCCAGUACAAGAUUUUUACAAAAUGACAUUACGCUUGGAGGAUAUUCCAUCCCAAAACAGACUCAAGUCAUUUUAUUUGAAAAUCCAGCGUUUACAGAGAAGUAUGUUCCAAACUGCACACAAUUCAUUCCAGAGCGUUACAAUCAGGAUUCUACCUUUGCGAUCAAACACCAUGUGAAUGUGACAAAUCCAUUCGGUUUGGGAGCAAGACAAUGCCCAGGCUCUCGAGUAGCAAAAACUGAAGUCAUCAUGUCGCUCAUCAAUAUUAUUCGACACUUCAAGUUAAAACACUCAGGACAUGAAUUUCCCAAAUUCGAAGACAACCAAUCUCUCUUCUACAUUGACAUGGACAAGCACAAAUUGUAUGUGACGCCUAGAGAACAUUUAACAAGAAAUGGCAAGUUUGAGAAGAUGUUUUCUCUCACAUCCGCUGGUCAUUAA
Messenger RNA from Naegleria fowleri, 1806 nucleotides. RefSeq lists its product as uncharacterized. The record is from RefSeq and is a predicted model, not a curated record. NCBI's taxonomy places the organism in Eukaryota, Heterolobosea, Eutetramitea, Acrasida, Naegleriidae. Gene Ontology annotation, molecular function: heme binding; iron ion binding; oxidoreductase activity, acting on paired donors, with incorporation or reduction of molecular oxygen. Bases 1 to 1806 code for a protein of 601 amino acids. The transcript has 2 exons.